AUGCAUAUGCAAGAGGAGAAGGUAGAUGUCCAAGACAAAUUAAAUGAUGAUUUGCCAGACAUUCUUGACCAAGCUGAAGAUGUCUCAGAUGAUGAGGAAGAACAAGAUGAAGAUCGCUCUAUGUUCGACAUCCCUCCAGUUGAUGAUCAAAACGAACAGGAAGAAGAUGAUAAAGAGAACAAUAUAAGUGAUGAGGAAAACUCAGGUGAAAUCCCUAAGGCUAUCCAAAAUUCUAAUGUUUCCAAAGAAUUGAAGGCACCUUCAACUAGUAACACUAUUGCUUUCUCUCCAGAAGAAUUGGAAGCAUUGAAAAGGGGUAAGCCAGCAGAAUACCUGAAGGCAAUCAUAAGCGCCAGAGGUGGUUCGAACGAUAAAUGCUCCAGCUCCUCAAUUGUGUCUGGUGGCCGCUAUGUGAGCGAGUCUGCUGAUGAUCUACUCAAAAAGAUCAAAGAGAAGGCUUUCGAUGUUGAUCUGCUUCAAGUCUUAGAGAACGAUCCUUCUGCCUGUUUUGGGAUCAAGAACCUUCUGAAGCAAGUUGACAUCCUAACCAACUCUCUAGAAGUCACAGAUGUCAUCAUGGAACUUGGGCUAUUGAUUGAUCAAAUCAUUGCAGACCUCCAACGCAUCAAGGACGCUUCGACUAAAAUUCAGAAUAAAAUAGAAACAAAAGCAGCUGAAUGGGAGGCUGGCAAUGAAUCCACCACCGGAGUUGCUUAA
Messenger RNA from Lathyrus oleraceus (garden pea), 717 nucleotides. RefSeq lists its product as uncharacterized. The record is from RefSeq and is a predicted model, not a curated record. The transcript has a single exon. The coding region runs from base 1 to 717 and encodes 238 amino acids. Lineage: Eukaryota; Viridiplantae; Streptophyta; Magnoliopsida; Fabales; Fabaceae.